Messenger RNA from Psilocybe cubensis, 714 nucleotides. RefSeq lists its product as uncharacterized. NCBI's taxonomy places the organism in Eukaryota, Fungi, Basidiomycota, Agaricomycetes, Agaricales, Agrocybaceae. Bases 1 to 714 code for a protein of 237 amino acids. The transcript has 2 exons. The record is from RefSeq and is a predicted model, not a curated record.
AUGUCCUUAGCUAAGGUCCCCAUCGUUGCUGUGUUAUCCCUUGCUUUCAAGGAAAUGUUGACGUCGCCCCAUCCAGACCCUCCGAAAGGCGAAGAGGUUCCAUCGGCUAGCGUGGAUGUUUCCAUAGCGCGGGACAUCAUACUCACAUCGUCAUAUGUCGGUCAGAUCAUCCUUGGAACGGCCGAAAUUGCCACAAUAUUAGCAUACACUAGUCCUUCAUCCCCUCUAUCUCAGCACCUUCUGUCGGCCCUGACAUUUCCUGGUGGGGAUCCCAGCCGACUUCGCCUGAACGCUUUCAGCAUAUUGGGAGCCAUUUUAUGGCUUGCUGGCGCUGCGAUACGAAUGCAGUCGUAUCAACAUAUGGGAAAAUUUUUCCGCUUUACCGUCAGCAUUCAGAAAGACCAUAAAUUGAUCACCACCGGACCGUAUGCAUACGUUCGUCACCCAAGCUACAGUGGCCUUAUGCUGGCUGAUAUUGGCUGGUUCUUAUGGAACGGGUCGCAAGGAUCCUGGAUAAGAGAGUCGGGUUUGUGGAGUCAUAGUAUCGGCAGAUCGGUCCUAACCUUGUUCACCGUUUGCUUCAUACUGUCUCCUCCGUUCGUCACAUUCUUGCGCGUGGAGAAGGAAGACGAUGCGCUGAAAAAGCAAUUUGGGAAGGAAUGGUUAGAAUGGCGGGAAAAAGUACCUUACCGUAUCAUCCCUGGUGUCUAUUAG